This is a messenger RNA of Entamoeba invadens IP1, 318 nucleotides long. RefSeq lists its product as hypothetical. Bases 1 to 318 code for a protein of 105 amino acids. The transcript has a single exon. The record is from RefSeq and is a predicted model, not a curated record. NCBI's taxonomy places the organism in Eukaryota, Evosea, Mastigamoebida, Endamoebidae.
AUGUCAAGUGACGAUGACAACAUUAACGACGUGGACAAUGAGAAGGUCAAUAUUUUAGGAGAAGAGUUGGGACAGUUUAACACGAUAGACUAUAACCCAUGCUUGCAUGGCGACUGUAACCAACUGUAUGACUAUGAGGACGAUACUACACAAGACACUCCAACUUCGGACGACGAUGAUUCAGACGAUGACAGUAGCGAUGACACCGAAGACGAUGUGGGGAUCGGCAAAUUUGAUCCAGAUAAAUUGAACCAAUACCACCACGACAAUGUCGACUUUGUGUUUGGCAAAUGGUCGUGGUGUUGUCCACUUCUCUAA